Xyrichtys novacula (pearly razorfish) is the source of this 19358-nucleotide messenger RNA. Lineage: Eukaryota; Metazoa; Chordata; Actinopteri; Labriformes; Labridae. The record is from the annotation of a GenBank genome assembly.
GCUCCAACAGCACCAUCUCUGGCAGGUGGUGUGUGCUUUAAAAACCAUACAGUAGGCUAAUGUUUAGGACGAUAGGUAGGUAGUUGUAGAGGAAGAAACACACUUUAGGUUCUUUAUUUGUUGUUUUUUGGUUGAUAGUUUUUCGCUACGUGCCAUUACGCGUCCUUUCAAGCCACCGGGAGCGCAGUGAAUGAGAUGAACGUCGGGGUUUCCCUUUCUGAGCCAGACACUUUGUGCUUUACGGUCAGCGGUGAAUUAGACAACUGCUCCUUCAUCAUCAUGCAGCUGGUGAAAAAAGACGGAAAAGCCCUACAUGUUGAUUAUAUUUCGCCGCCGGUGUUAGUCUGAAUGAAAGAAAAUCUCCCCUACUACCACGGCUGAAAAAAGGACUCACAUCCUGGAGCUGCCUCACCUCAUCCGCCGGUGUUGCAUUUAGUAUGAUAUGUUGAUGACAUUUUUUGGAAGUGGUGGUGCCUUUUGUUUUCAUUUCGGGAUAUGCGGAUCCGUGAAGGCAUCGAAACGCAAGCGAGCGGACGUUUUUUUCUGCUCCUAAAAUGAGGAAGCGUUUUCAUAAAAGACCCAGAAAAUGGCAAGAAGGUCUCGUCGUCCGUGGGCCCGGAUUUGAGUGAAAUGAGAAGGAAAGGAGCAAAUGAUUUUUUUUCCUCUACAGAAUGACACCAAAGGGGGUAAAACAGUGGAGGCAGAUGAGACGCAGCAUCAAUGAAGGCGAUCUGGACAAGUUUUGAGUCGCUCACAAUGAACAGAAAUACUUUGCAGCUCAAUAGCAGAUCGUUUCCACAAUAUUGAAUGAUUUUUUUUCUGCUUUGGGAGAUUUUCUAGUUCACCAGUCAUCUCUUUUCGCAUUGCAUUCGUCAUCUUUUUCAUUAUAUGUUUGAUUUUUUUCUUUUAUAUUUUUGAUUCGGAUCCAGCCCUGCUUAUUCAAUGGAAGUAUGUUAUCAGCUGCCGGUGUUGCCUCUUGACAGGCCGGUUCCCAAGCAUGUCCUCAGCCGGAGGGGAGCCAUUAGUUUCAGCUCUAGCUCUUCUCUCUUCGGGGCUCCUGAUCCAAGACAGCUGUCACAGGUAAAGGAAUGCUAAAACAAAUAUCCUUAUCAUUUUGACAACAUAGGUUCAGCUUGCAUAAUAACACAGCCCCCAAACCAGCAUCUGUUUUAAACAAAUAUGUGAAUAAUCCACAGGAAUCUUGCAGGUGGUUGUUGGAUAUCUAGGCCCUAACACACACUUGCAUAGACACACACACAUUUUCUUAUCUCUUAUAUCUAAACACACUAGUACCAGCCAUCUCCUCAUACUUUGCAUUUGUGCAUGCUGCCUUUUUGAUAAACUCCCUCCUGGUUUACAGUUUAGCCAGCACUGAUAGUGUGUAAAGUAAACCAGUUUGCUCUUAGGACUUGCUACAUUUGUCAGAGGGAACGUGUCACUCUGUUAUUUAUGUUAACAUCCCUUGACACAUUGACAGAAGCAACAUAAAUCAUUGAGUCAUACUUGAACUUCCUGCUUUCUCCGAGUCUUGAACUCUUGAAAAUGUGUCUCACGUAAGCCUGCCUUUGUAUUUCUUACGCUGUGGUGAAAGAAACUAAACUGAUAGGCCACAACAACGUUCUUCAUUUUGUGGGCUCACAUUCUCAUGUGCACAGAAAAAGCAGCACAGCCCUAUAAUGUGUCUCCUAUGACUUAGCCAAACACUGAGUCAAUGUUGUGUGUAAGCAUGUAUCAGAUGAUAUCCUCUCCAUUAGGGCCUGUGUCCAUUACACUUGCUUGACUAACUGCCACACAUGUGUGUCUGCUGAGAAGAGCUGCACAUGUUGUCAUGAGUCAAUGAAGUCAUUCCCACCAUGUUACACUUUUUGAAAAGGAGAAAAAUAUCCAUAUUCUUGCUUCAGUUGUUUUGCACAAAAGCAGCAGGGUGUACUCUCAUUUCAUUGGGUCACGUCCCGCUAGUUGGGCCAUGAACAGAAACUCCCACAGCGUUUCAUGGCAUCUCCUGACACAUUAGCUAAGCAUUAAGUCACUGUCUUUGACUGUGCCCUCUUCAAUAGGCUGUCCAUUAGUGCUUUGUGAGCCACCGCUCCACAUAACCAGCCGUGUGUGUCCGCUUUGAACCUGCCACACCAUCACAGGAAGCUCCCUCAAAGAUAAAUGCAAAGUCUGUCUAUUAAAGUCCGGCAAUGGUGCUCAUCCUAAGUGGCCUUUUUGUCAGGACUAUCAGCAUUGGAUUUUUUCAAUACCAUUCUGCUCUGCAGAUGCAUAUUCCCAAUUCUAGACCAGCAAAUUAGCUUAUUAUUCUUAGUAUUCUGAGAGGUACUAUUGAAAAUGAUAGUUAUAGUGUUGGUGGGAAAAUACUGACUGACUGCUGUCAUUUUGGCAGCUUUGACUAACAUUGCACUCUCCAUUAUCAUCUUUUUAUUAACAUAAACUGGCAAGACUUACCAGCUUAUCUUUUAAGGAGGACUAUUUCUUAUAAAGUAUACUGAUAGCCCAGUACCUGACGUCAGUUGACGUCAAGUGUCAUAACUCUUAAUGUCGGAUCAUGUUUUUAUCAGUCAUUGCCCUCUAUGCUUGCUUUCUUUAUUCAACAACUAGUUAGUAAUUAGUUCAGCAGGGAACAAGAUAACCAGGUUGAUUUUUUGCCCUGUCUGGCAAAAGUUAGCUGAUAUUUGUAGUGGUUCUGGAGAUCAUCUUGCAAUAUCUUCCUGUUGUUUAAGGUUUGGUAGGACUGAUUUUACUUCCCCCGAUCCACUUGGAUGACGAUAUCUGCGAUCAGGUAUUCUGUUGUGUGGGAGAACCCUGAGGACAGCCAAGCACACUCAUGUUGAACAGGAGGAUAGCAAGCAGGAAGCAAGCUGACUGGAGACAGAAGCACAACAAACGCAUUCAGCAGUGAAUGCAUAAAGCAUUAAUGGACUACAGAAAUGUAGGGCCAACAUAUUGAUUUGUGGCAACAUCACAGCAUGCACUGUAGAACCUAAAAAAAAGUCAAACUGACAGGAAGCGUGGAACAGAAAUUGGGAAGGCCGUGGGUUUAGCAGGUAGCAAAGAAGCUAGCAAAGUUCGGCUGAACAACCAUCCAGUUGUCCUCCAUAAUUUCUCAGUUUGUGAUUCAGGAAUGCAGUUGCUUGUGAAUGAUAGCUGUUAAUGUGAGGUGUGCUGUGAUGGCCACAUGGUUGCACUCCACACACCAAAAGAGCAUAGCUGUCACUCAUUAUUUAUUGUCUCUCAAAUCCUCAAAGUCUUUGAAGAUUUGAAAAAUCUUUAAACAUGGGCCAGGUAUUACUUGGCCUGUAAAAAUGAUUGAGGGACCUCAGGCCAUUAUACGUCUUGGUGUUUCUAUACUAUUGCUUCCCAUAUUGCAGGUCUAAAGUAGGGAGAAGGUCUCUAUACAUAAACUAGAUUGCUCAUCCUCUGCAUAUAACCAAAAAAAAGAAGCUUAUUGUGUCUUUUGGUCUGGUUCACCAGUUGAUUUCCAAAGUAGGCCAGAGUUCAUUUCAAAUCGGCAGGUGUGAGGUGUGUGUGCAAUUAUUCUUCUUUGUCGGGAGAGAAAAAAAAGAGGUUCAUUUGCUCCAACAGUGCUAAAGUAGUUUCCAGUGAAAGGGAAAAGUUCUGCAUGUCAUUUUUGAAGAGGAAUUGUUUAAUUUCUCUUAUUUAAAAAGGAAAUGUUUGCAAAAACUGUCCUCUUUGUGCUUGUAUUCAUCAUAAAGAGAUGCAGACAAAGUCAUUCAUCAGUUUUUCUUUAUGAACAGUAGCAGAAUUGGAUAACAUGCUUGCACACACACAGAGGGAUGUCACUCAUCCUUUGUCACAGAGCAAUUACACUUAUACAAAUAUUGUGUUUCGGGCCCUAUUUAUGACCAUAAGGGUGCGUUUGUCCUUGGUGGCUGCUGUGUUUUUGUGUGUGGUUCCACAGGCCUGUUGUUUGUGGAAGCAGCUCUGGGCUAGCAGCAUUGCAGAAAGAGGCAGUUAGGCAUGUGCCUGGGCUCUGUGGGCAGUGGUUUGGCUCGCAGCCAGACUCACAGAUGGCCGGAGUCUCAGUCUCUUUUUCUUUCUCUGGCUAUCUUGUUCCACUCACUCACAAGCUCUCCCUCUCUCUUUCUUUCUUUCUCUUUCUCUUCAAGCCCCCUCCCUCCCUCCCUCCCUCCCUCACAGAUGAAGACAUUUCCUCUUGUAAACAGAGGACGAAAGAGUGGGGUUGAACAGUCUCAGAAGAAUAUGUUACUGUGUGUUUGGGGAAUGCUUAUGAUUGGGAGUAAAUAUGCUGCUGAAGAGGCGUUGAAAACAGCAACAGCAUUAAAUAAAUGUUCUCAUUUAUCUUUUACAAUGCCUCUAUUGUUUUAGGACAAUGCAUGUUGGCUGCCCGUUGACUAAUUCCUAAAAGUGAGGAAGAUGAUAAUUGGGAUUUGGCUUGAAUAUAGUGAUGCAUGCUGGUCCCUUCUGGCUUUGCUUUGGUGAGGGGUGAACACGGGACUGUGAGAGAUCAGAUCAGUGCAAAAUGAAAGGUAAAAAGAGGGCGCAGCAAAUUCUUUAUUUAGCGCCAUUCACAUACGUUCGAACUUAAGGAUAGUUUUUAAUGGCUGAAAAACAUCUGACGGGACUGGACCGAAGCCAAGUUUCUGUGCCGUGUGGCUGGCUGUCAUGAUGUGGGACUAGUAACACACAGUCACAUGUUUCUGACAGGGCUGUGUAAUUGACAACCCCUCCAAAAAAAAGCGGAAGAAAACCUCGCAGGGAUACAAGAAUCAAUAAACAGAUGCAGGGUAUUGAUGAGUUCUGAGCAGUCACAUGGCUUUUAGCGAUAAUGGGAGGAAAGCGGCUUAGACUCAAAACAUCAGUCCAUAAUAUCACGGUCUGAGAUAUCAUCAAGAGUUUGUUGGCCACUGACCCCGGAUCGACUCCUCCUUAUUUCAGAUGUUUAGAGAGAUGAUGAUAGCCCUGUGCAUAAGGGUGGGAGAUAGCGCUGCUUGUUUCAUCCACACUGUGGAUGUUUCUGUACAGAGCACGAUAAGAGAAUACACUACAGUGCUGCUCUCCGAGGGAGUUACUUUGUUGAUUUUAGCUGAACCGAUAAGGUUUUUUUUCUUCCUACACAGUGCCAUCGGAUUGACGUAGUUUCAGGAUGUGGUAAGAAUGCUGAAGGAGUCGUUCAGACUCUGAGCUCGGUGUUUCACAACCUUUCACAAAAGCUUUAACUCUCUCCUCCCCAGAUUCAGGGUUUUCUAGGAAGUUUGUGUGAAUGAGCUGGAAUGGCGGGCUCUGUUUGUUAUUAAGCGAGGAUGUGAAUUAUUUAGUAAAUAAACAGGAGCAGCCCCUUCCAGCCUGCCUUCAUGUAAGUCUUCUCUGUCUCUCUGCCUGUCUGUUUCUCUGUCAGGGGCCCCUCUUAUCACAUGACCAUUUUGUUUUUGUGCUGCAGUGUCGAGUGCAAUCGGCCGUGAGAAUGUGGCUCCACACAUCAACACACUAACGGACACAAUGUCAGGGUUUGGCCACUCUGGCUUAAUAUUAAUCAUAUUUACUGUAGUCCACCAGAUUUUAGAGAGGAGGAAGGGAGAAUGAGUUCACCGGUGUUUGUAGUUUGAAACACCUAACAGUUUUCUGUGGGUACACCACUUGGAGUUUUGUUUGCCCUCUUCAGAAGGUUAAGACUUCUAAGGGAGGAGGGGUAGUAAGCUGGCCUAGAGAAGCAAUUAGAGCCUGGGGAUGAUGUUUAAAAACGAAUGAAAUUCCUGUGCGGAGCAGAAAGCCUGUGAGAGCAUGAAGCCCCCUCCCCCCAAACCUGAACUCCACUUCUUUCUUUCGUAGAGUUACAGGCACAUUUAAAACAGGGCUCUUUUAAAGCUUUCUGCACAGAGAAGCCUUAAAUCAUUCUGAGACACUUUACCAGCCACUUGGAGAAAAAAAACAUUGGUUGCAGAGUUAUCACAGCUCAGCAAGCAUGUUGCUUUGUUCUCCGCUGUAGACGCUACCCUGUCAUCCGCUGGCUAAGGCAUCAGGCCAAUUCACCCCAGGCCUCUCCUCCUCUAAAACUCACUGCAGCUGGAGUGUGUCAGAGUGGACAGUGUUCUCAUAAAACACUCCAACAACAGGUAGACUCCAUCUGGGGCUUUUGUGUAUGCAGUGGCUGGAGUACAAAUAGAAACACACACACAUAUAUGGACACACUCACUCAAUUCAAACCUGUCUGCAUUUAUGGCUUAGCACUCAGUUACUGGAAUGUGCAGUCCCACACAGCAGAGCGCUGCAAGAGACCAUAACUCAGAAGGAAGCUUUCAGUUUAUGAAACAGUGCCGCAGAGUCCAGCUGCCUUUAUCUCAGGAAUUUACAUGAGUGUGUGCAGUGCGUGUGUGAGCUGCUUCAUUUCUGAUAAGUCGGUUUAUAGGAAUACUGCUGGCUUCCUCAUUUGUCUGACCCCAGCUGACCGAAUGUGCAAUAGUAUGUCCCCACCAGAAAAACAGAAAACAUAAACAUUUUAAAGCUAAAUGGCACAAUGAAAGCAGAGUUUGCAUCCAUGUUUGUAACCAAGAAGUAUGGGUAUGUCUUCGUUUGCGCCAGGCUGCUGAAUGUCAGUCAAAGGGCAUCAAACUACAAUAUCAGCUCACCACAGUGCUGUGAUGACAAGAAAGCCUGUUUGGGAGAAAAAAAAAAGCCUCUGUGCUGCUACAAAUUCUUGUUCAUGCAAAUCAGUCAAUGCCCUUUCUACACAUACAGACAAUGCAUGAAUCUGUCUGCAUCAAGCAAACAUCCCUAUGACAGCCGUUAGCAUCUGUUUAACUGUAGGAGUCAGAAGAGGGCAAACACUCAAAGCCUGGGCUAACUCACACUGCCAAAAGUUUUGACAUCAUGUGACCUUCUUGACCUCUGAAACCCGAGUGCCCCGACCCGGGGCAAUGAGACUUAGCCGAGAUAAGGAACAGAGCCGUACGUAAACGAGCUCACAUAAAAUCGCAGAGGACACAAUGAGAAGGCUGUUAUGCUCGCAGUAGACUCCAAACAAAAAUCUGAUUCCCUCGUUCUCAAACUGUUUUCAAGCAAACACAAACUGGCUGCAUCUCUGUGGUUGUUUGAAGAAAGACUGGUUUUCAUGUUCUUUAAGUUUAACAACACUGUUCUAGUUUAAUAUGUUAAGCUUUAAAGUAAACAGAAAAAAGGGGCCUCCUCAAAUACAGGGCAGUGUUAAACCUUCAGUCCGCCCUGGAUUAAUAAGAGACAGAUGGUGCUGAUGCUGCGUUCGAGUUACCUCGAAAGUCGGAUGUCCAAGCUGAAAAUGACGUCACACCCGAGUUCCCAUUGUUUCAGCUACCAAGCAAAAUUGGAGGCGGAAACAAGAUGGCUAAAUUUACGAAAGUUAUUUUAGCGCUUGCCUUGUCGGGAUAUAAGGCAAGCGCUAAAGUAACUUUCGUAGAUGUAGCCAUCUUGUUUCAGGCCUCUGAUUUUGCUUUUUCCUGACUUCGUAACUGAAACACUGGAAACCCGGGUGUGACGUCAUUUCAGCUCUGACAUCUGACAUCCAAGGUAACUCGAACGCAGCAUUGGUGCAUCAAAUAUCUUCCCAGUUCUGCAAGAGCCUGUGCUGAAGAAAACCUGCAAUGGGCUGAGAGAUUGAUACAAGUUUUAGUUAGAGUUUUUGUUUGAUGCUAGAGGCUGUGGGUCUAAUACAGUGGUUCUCAAGUCCAGUCCUCGAGGCCCACUGUCCUGCAUGUUUUAGAUGUUUCCCUGCUCCAACACACCUGAUUCAAAUGAUAAGCUCGUUAUCAAGCUCUGUAAUGGCUUAAUAACGAGCUGAUCAUUUGAAUCAGGUGUGUUGGAGCAGGGAAACUUCCAAAUCAUGCAGGACAGUGGAUCUCGAGGACUGAACUUGAGAACCACUGGUCUAAUACAAAGUGGCAUCCAAUCAUGCUGAGCAGUAAUUCCCCCAAUUUCAAGUAGACCCUUACUCCAGGAAUGCUGACUGCAGUGAAAUGAAAAAAAAUUCCAACAACUCACACUUAAAAAUACAAUGAAGGUGCCCCCCCCAAAAAAAAAAAAAAAACAAAAAAAAAAACACCUCCUUUUCUCAAGUUUGGCUAGUUUGCUAAUCAUUCGCGCUACUAUUAAGGACUUUAAUUUGCUCAAUGGAUGACCCAGCCCAUUUCUUUACCUAGCUUUUGUCCUCUUUAACUGAUAAAAUUGAUGAUGAAUGUAAACAAGGAAACAACCACAACAAGGAAAACAGCUUCUUUAGAAACCCAUUGUUUUUCUUUAUUCAACUGAGGAACAACUGGCAGAUGUCCACUGCAUUGGAUAGCUUUGCUGCGAUGCGUCAUGAUCGAAACCAUUGAUAUGAGCACUGUACUUCCUGUGUCUCCUUUUGAAGAAAUGGGACACACCUCACCUCAGCUGUUGUACAUGAGUUAGUGCCAUCAUCUCCUGCUUCACAAUCAGAUACUACACCACCAUAGCUUGCGCAAGUUUUGUGCAUCUCUGUUCAUCCUUCAUAAAAACAUAGAAAUCCUGUCCUCUAGUGUUCUAACAGAAAUUCAAACAAGCACGACAUGCUCUUUCGAAGGAACCAAAAAUGGACUCUCAGUGUAAGAUUUUACUUGACCCCCUCCGACCUCUAAUGGAAAGAGAAGCUGAGAUAGGACACCAUGAAAUGAACCUUGUAGAUCAUGCAGGUGGAGGUGGUUUGCAAAAGCAUUUCAAAAAGAAGAUUAACCACUGCUGGACUACAUUCCUGAUGUUUCACAUGAUUGAAACUCAUGAUAAGCUUGUGCAAUAAAGAGCAAUCUGCAAAGUGAACUUUAAGAAUGAAUGAGUAGUGUUUGACUUUGACUCUCUGCAUUUCCCUCUGCCCUCGUCGUCAGUGAAGCAGAAAUGACUGUAGCAGCGCUUACAAAGGGGCUCAAGUUCAUGUGCGACCACAACAGCACCACUACAGGGUUUUUGUGUGUUUGGACUUGGCACGACGAGGCGUGGCAGGGGUGUGUGUUGUGGGCGGGCCAUUUCAAGGGUAAAACGUGACUCUCCCCUCUGUUCACAGUGGGAAUGUGACAUUGACCGUGUUUGCUCUGCCUCCUCCUUCAUACCAGUUCACAAGGCAGCACAUGCCAGUGUCCACUUAAGUGCCAACUGGUAGCUGGCCUUUCAUGUGUGUGUGUUUGUGUGUGUGUGUGAAGCAAGCUGUGGCCAAAAGGUUUGUUUGGGCAGGGGCUGGCAGGGCUGGUCACUCUUCCAUUCCCAGCUCAGGGGCCAGCAUUAUACAGUUCCCACGCAUGUUACAGCAGAUACAACCCCCUUACACACACACACACACAGAUUCAGAUACACACAGCCUGAGCUACUAGAUACACACAAUCUAUAAUAUUCACACUAACCACUGGUGCUGUGUGUAAACAUAGAGGCCUGUUGACACUAAAAUACAGCUUUGUAGAUUACCCACCCUGAGUCAAGCUGUUUGCUAGCCGGUAAAAUAUUAGCUUUGGAUCGGUGGCUGUCAUGAGCUCUGGGGGACAGACAGUGUCAGGUGUGUGUGUGUUUAUGUGUGUGUGUGUGAGGGAGAUCUACAGUGAUCUUAAGGAUGUGAAUCACAGAGGAUGUAAGCGUUUUCAUUUCUGUUUGCAUGUGUAUGUGUCCGAGGGGUGGCCGAUCCAUGAUUGUCUUAAAGGGAUCCCAGGAUAAAGUCAGACUUGAUCUGUAAGCUGAGGCGAGUCGGUGCGGCUCCCAGUGGAAUGGGUGACACGAGAUAAGAGUAUCCACAGCAGGGAGAGCAGAGAGCUGCCCUGGAGGGCGGCUAGGAUGUGUUGAGUGCAUCGAGAGGUGAGCCAACACCUCAGCGUAGCCCCGAGCAGCUGUCUGUCGACAGAGCAAAUAUGCACUCACCACCGUCCUACCCACUACAGCGAGCAGUGGGUCUGAGACUGUUCUGCUGCAGCUGCCUCCUGCUGAGAGAUAGUGUACACACUAGAUAGUGUAGCAGACGAAGUGAAGAGAGGAUGAGACACAACUUUCUCUCUUAAAUUGACAUGAUCUACCUCUGGGUUUCAGCACUUUGUUAAACUUUUGAAGUAAACAGGAGCCCUCCUCUUAUUAGAGUAUUUACAACAGGAUGUGACUCUUCGGUCUGUUGAAAUCAAGGCUCUUGAAAUGCUGGAAAACAUUCACUUGUGAAAAAGCACAUCAGUCUUAUUUCUCAAGAUCUAUUGUCUCCUGUUUUCACAUAUAUAUUAAAGUCCAAAAAAGAAAGAGGUUGAAAUAAUUUUGUCCUUAAAAUUGAAAAGUAUGAUCAGCAGAGAUAAUCUUAAGGAAUAUGUCUUCACACUGCCAACCUAACUGCAGCAUAUCUCUACCGUUUACUGUGUGGGAGCCGCUAAACAAGGAGUAUCAAAGACACCAGUAUCUGAGCCAGUAGCCACUGUGUGUAGAAGAUAAGACCCCGGAGAGAAACGGCCUUUUCUAGAGGGCUUCAGAUAAGGGUACACUAGCCAAGACUUCCUUUUCUGUGAAGUUUGAGAGUAGAGAGACAAAAUGUACAACCAGACUGUUCUCCAAACUUCUAUGCAGACUUGUUUUCUAAGAUUAAUAGAAGCCAAAUGGCCUUUUGAUGGUAGUGUUUGGGUCCCAGAAUUGCAUUUUUGCUACCACCCUUGCUCUCGGCACAGACUGAAUGCCCUUUGGUUUUCGGUUCACUCCAUUUUGUAUUUCCACACAGACAUCGUUGAGGAAAACUCCAAAUCAGAUGCAAAAUCAAGAUAAUUAUCAACCUUAGAAAAGAGGUUGCAUAUUCUCACUACACUUGAUGUAAAAAUUAUCGGCUCCCGGCUUUUAAGCUUAGUCUGGAUUUUUAGAUUGGUUAGAAAUGUUUGAACCAAUGGACUGGCCCAAAAACGUACCAAAUUCUGACACCACUACUGGCCAAAGGUUGGUGGACAGGUGGACAUUUGCAAAACAAAUCCAUUCAAAUCCCGUUCACCAGCUGACGUCAGAUCUCGGCAGUAACUUUUACAACUUUUAUCUUCCUGUAUUAUCAACACCAAAGUGUCACGUACAACAAUGUAGUGGGAGCAGUCUUUUUGGAUGGGACCCAGAGCCAUUUCGUUUUAUGAGAAAGGCUGUGUGUGUGUGUGUGUGUGGAUGUGAAUGUGUAUGGGUGUGUGCGUGUUUGUCCACAACACGUGGGUUACUCACAUGACUGAUAGCACCAGUUUAAGAGCCGUAUCAGGCGGAUGAUAUGGAGCUGGAACAUGUUUAUCAGUGAAGCAGUUAGUACACACACACACACACUUACACACCUACACACACAGUGGAGUAAAACUAACAGAUGCAACAUCUCACCACCUUUCACUUUGCAUGCAUGUGUAAAAAAAAAGUUGGCGGUACUCAGUUUUUGACAUGUUAUUGGGGGGAAAAAAGUGUUGGGAUGAUACUGUGGUAAUAUUGUGGUGGUAUAAACCUUAGAGAGUUAUUAAUGAUAUAUUUUUUUUGUUUGUUUAGAGACGAGGGGCCAUCUCCUAUGACAGCUCCGACCAAACAGCGCUGUACAUUCGUAUGCUAGGUAAGUGUUUCCCUGCUCUCAUCUCAUAACCGCACGUGCAGUGACAGCAGACACACACAAACUCACGUUUUCCAGACAUCAGCAGGUUUAUCCCCUCCAUGCUCAUUUCAUUUCUUAAUACACAAUGGCUUAAAAAAGCAGCGAGAUGGGAAAUGGAUGAAGAGAGGGAUGUAGAGAUUAUGAAACGAUGGGAAUGCAAGAGAGCCCACUCCAUCCUGAGCAUUUUGGUAAUCUCUUAAAUCAGUGUGUGAUUGCAGAUUUAUCCUCCAAGUUUGUCCAGGUUGGUUAAAAGUAAUAUACCAGCAGAGAGUAUUUUUUUAUGUUGAGGUGUGUCCAUUUGUCCAGUGCGACCCUGAACAGAAGAAGCACUUUAGAAAUGGAUGAGAGGAAUGAGAGCUUACAUCUCUGCCAGGCAGAUGGACUCAAAUGCAUCGAGGUAGCAGCCAGAUCAGCUUUCCCUUCCUAAUCAAUAAGGUUAUUGAGGAUAAUGGUACGAUUAGAGCCUGGUUGUACCCCCAACAUCAGCCUCACACACACACAUACACGCACACACACUGACAGAUUUGCCCUCGCACAAACUUUUCCCACGUUAAUUCACAGAUCAGAUGGUGUCGGCUUGUAGUGAGCAGCGAGAAAGAAAGCAGAAUCGCUCACUGUGUUCUCCUGUCAGUGUCGUUCAUAGUUAUUAGAUUGCUGCUGUGAAGCGUAGUGAGUAGGCAGGGAGCAUUAAACAGCAGGGGCAUCCAGGCUUACUGAGUGUCUUUUUUGAAAUCCUGUUUACUGUAGCGUCCACCUAAUGUUGCUACACCGUGUUUCUCUCUGACCCUGCUUGAUAACACCGAUGACUCCGCCACUGCCACGUGCUUCUCUUUGCAGCAACAGCGAUUUAUGGAGCUGACUGAAGGAGUUUUAGCUUUUUUUUUUAAUCAUUUUACUUGGCAAAGUCUGAUUGCAGGCUCAUUCGUCACCGGCAUAAAGCAUCUGUGACGAUGGAUUUUUAUAUUAAUUUGAGUGUGAGGAGAGGCACGCUAAUGCAGACGAGUAAGGUCCAGUCUGCCAACUUAAUACUGAUGUGCUUUCAAAUAGCUGGACUCAGAGCUUUUGCCGCAUCAGUUAUAAUGACAUGACCUACAUCCACCCCUGAGCACCAGCACUAAUGCACCGCAGGGGAAACAUGGACCCUGUGACUCUGAAAACACACUAAUCGCACAGACACAUCCACGUGCGUUGCCACAGCACAUGCAUCUGCAGAUGUGACAGAUGUGCAACACACGCACACACACACAUGCACGCAGGAUUACACAUUUGCACGUGGAAUACCAAAGAUACAGUUUCACUCUGCAUUCAUACCAUUCACGUCACAAACUGCCUUUUAGAAUAAUGUGAAGAGGCAACGUAACUUGGAUUGUAAUUCUUAGUUUUUGGUAUUUUGAUAGGAGCAUGUGUAGUUUUCAGGCAGCUGUUAUCAAGUAAGUAACAUGCCAGUCGGGAGAGAAAUAUCUGUGUGAUUGCUUUGAUUUCAAAUCUAAUGCACAUAAGAAACAAUCAGAAGUGACAUGCUGGGAGAAAAUGACCACUGCACCCUGUCGCACCUUGGCGAUUUUUCAGCAUAUAGAGAGUUGCUUGUAACGUCACAGUCGCAUUUUUCUGCAUCAGUGUCAUAGCACUGUCCUGUCACAUCACUACGCUCUCACUGCUCCUGCCUGCAGACUACAAGCAGGCCGGCUCCCGCUUUGGUUCAAGUCCGGAGCCUGUCCCUGACUACUAAAAACAGUCCUUGAUGGACAGUAAAUCACUCUGAGCACUAAUAGUAGAGCAGACUGUCCUGACAUGGCAUUGCAUGCUCAGCUGUUUGAUUGACUCUCCUCCUCUGGGAAGCUAGAGUGUGUGUCUGAGCGUGACUGUGCUGGCACAUGGACAGUAUACACCAGAUUUGAGUUAAACGGUUUUUCCAGAAUCACAUCUUUUGCUUGUUUUCGUUUGCUUUGGGCACCAAGAUUAAAGUUGUUAUGUCAUUUGACAUUUUUGAAUGGAAAGGUGAAGUCCUGCAUCGUUUUAAGAGCUUAGUAUAAGAUGGAUUAUUUUCGGUUUUUAUACAAAGCCAGCAAUGAUGUUGAACACACACACAUUUUGAGCUGCAGUUUGUGCACAUUUACUACAUUUUCCACCAGAAAAAAAGAUGCUUAGAGAUACUGCAGCAAAUAUCAAAGACUGUUUGCUUUGAUGGCAUUCAAUGGCUUCAGCUCCCAUGAGACAGUAACAGUAAUUUCCUGGCCGAAACUCAACAAAACAAACCAAUCUGCUGCUUUGUCUUAAAAAUGAGAAGUUGGUCCACAGCUACUAAACUUGAGUGUUCCUAAGGAGAGAAAGAUUUAUUAAUACAGCACAUCAUGUUGAACAAGAAUCUCGCAUCAAAACUUCCAAGCAAAAAAAAAAACAGAGGUAGCAUAGCAACCGACACUUAACAACCAGUUACAUUACAAAAGGAGUCAAGUAAAGUGAAGGGAGUCUGAAGUCCAGUCCCUCAUGAAUGCUGCCAGAAAACCAAAAUCAGUCUCAGUAUUUAAGAUGAAGAAUUAGAAAGAACCCUGCAGAGAAAAAUACUGUUUGGCUUUGUCUAGUGGAAGAGAAGAGAAGCAGACUUAAAAGAGUGCAGGAUUUCAGCUUCACCUGUAUUUUUCUUAUGAUAGUGCUUUCAUUUCCCCACAGUGAAGCUUUUGAUCUGCGUCGCUCUCAUGCAAAUUUGAAUCCCAGUAUACAAUUAAAACUGUCCAUUUUUUAUAAGCUGCUAUCUGCAGAUACUACUGAUCCUUGCACAUACACUCUUAUUUUCAGACUGCAUGAAUCUUGAGGAAGUAAGUGUUGAUUUCUUCUAGGAGAUGUGAGAGUGAGAAGUCAGGUUGGAUUUGAACCGGAACGAAGAAGCUCCCACCCGUAUCUGUGCAUCGACUUCCGAACUCUUCACAGUGAGUAUUCAGUAGUUUGACGUUUGUUCGAUCCUCUCUGUCAUGAUUGUCAGACGGUCGUGCAUUUGGAGUCGGUGGUUCACGUGAUGGAACGACCUGAUGAAUGGACGAUAUCAUCAUGUGAAUGGGCAAGAUAAAUCACUCUCACUUUCAUUGAAACUGUUGCAUUUGUCAGGAACUUACACAGAGGUGCACUUUGUGUAUGUGCAUGUCUGUGUGUGUGUGUGUGCGCGUGUGCGUUUUGACAUUUUGACCCAUAAGUAAUCCUAUCUCAUGCUGACGUGUUUCCGGAUUGCAGCUAUGGUUUACUCAGACACAGAGCUAUUGUGUGAGGGAAAGUGUAUGCGUAUGUGAGUGUGUGAGCAAGUGUGUGUGCGAGAGAGAGAGACCACUGACAAAGCAUGUCUGCUGUGUGAUUCCAGACGAGAGGCUUACGAGUGGGCGGCUGUGUCAGCAGCGACUGUUUGUAUAUCUCUGUGUUGGUGUCAGAUCCCCACCGAGUUUGUGCAACCCAAAUGAUUCUCUGAGCCUAAUGAGCCUGUAAAAUCAACAUCAAGCGAAGACACUCAUACACAUAUGACAUAUUACUUCUUCUCUCCAUUUCUGUGUGCGUUUGUGCAGCGCGGCUGGGAUGUGGGUCUGCGUCUGAUUCUGCUCCUGAAAGGAGGGUCCACAGACUGCUCAGCUUCCAGAGGUACCUGCACUCAUCCCGCCUGCUGAGGGGAAUCCCCCAGCAGAUCCCCCUCCACCUCCUGGAUGAAGACUACACUGGACAAGCUAGAGUAGGACAUCCACCUUUAUACGUAACACGACCAUAUGUUCACUCAAAUGAAAUGCUGUGUGCAGAUUUCAGGUCAUUUAUUCCGGGCUUCUGUCUCCUCUCUUUUUUAGUGUAUGCUGGAAAAAGUUGGAACCUGGAAUUUUGACAUUUUCCUCUUCGACAGGCUGACAAAUGGUGGGUAAAAUAUGUCCUGAAAUACGGGUCUGAAGUUGUAUUAAAAGUCAGUCAGAGGCAGCACUGAUGAGAAUUAAGCAUUGAACAAACCUCAGAGUCAAUGUGUUUCCAAUGGUGCCAUCUAUUGGACGCCAGUUCUCACAUAAGGGUACUGUUUGAAGAUUUACUCUGUAAUUGAGCCGCUGAAUUUAUUUGUGAGGGAAAAACAAAUCUAAAUAUCCCAGAGUUUAAGUUCCUUUUGUUCUCAGGCUGAUUGUUCUGGUGGAAACAACUGUGUAUUAAAUCAGCAGUCAUUAAACAAGCAAACUGAAACAAAAACAUCUUUAUCCAAUAGAACCCCCAACAGAUAGAAGUCUGUUUCAUUUUGAGUUAAAGCUUUGGUUUCAUGAGUUCCUGUCAUACAUCUGUCUUUACGUGAAAUUGGAGGAGGUAUCAUGAGACAUAAAAACCACCAGAAUGAAUGAUCACAAAGAAACCUCAUUUGGGGAAGUUAAGGAAAGGAGGAAUAGAGAGAGACUGUGCCACCGUGAAAAGACCAACAGAUGGUUGAUGUUUUAUUUAUACGAAUUGAAAGACAUCUGCUCGUUUCUUUGUUCAGGAAACAGCCUGAUCACCCUUACGUACCACCUGCUGAACCAGUACGGCCUGGUGGAGCUCUUCCAGCUGGACAUGGUCAAACUCUGGAGGUUCCUGGUCAUGGUCCAGGAGGACUACCACAGUGGCAACCCCUACCACAACGCUGUGCAUGCUGCAGAUGUCACACAGGCCAUGUACUGCUACCUACGAGAGCCCAUGGUCAGUGAUGCACACGAGACGCUUAUGGAUCUUUUUAGAGACGCAGGAUGUUAGACGAUUCUUAGAUCUAAAAGGAGGGGUAAUUUUGCAAUAUUUGUCAUUACUGCAGCUCGCCAAGUCUAUGACCUCCUGUGACAUCCUACUGGGACUGCUAGCAGCCGCCACACAUGACUUGGACCAUCCUGGGGUCAACCAGCCUUUCCUCAUUAAGACUGACCACUAUCUAGCUACACUGUACAGGGUAAAACAGCUGAACUGCUGUCUCCUCAAACUCUAUCAUCAGUGUGUGGUAGUAGAAAUUAAAUAAAUAAAUUGACAUAUUAAAUGAUAAAAUGGUAUCAUGCAUGUUUUUUCUGUCACUGUGCAGAAUACCUCAGUUUUGGAAAACCACCACUGGAAGUCAGCAGUUGGCCUGCUUAGAGAGACAGGGCUGUUCUCCCAUCUUCCUGCUGAGGACAGGUCAGUCUGACACUGAGCAAAUGAGAAAACACAACACUGAAUUGCACCUAUGGGAGGGAUAGAAAUGUUGCUAAAGAGAAAAACACUUUUCUCCCCUCAGUCUGAAUAUGGAGAGGGAGUUGGGCUCCUUGAUCCUGGCCACAGACAUCAGCAGACAGAAUGAAUACCUGUCCAGGUUUCGCCUGCACCUGGACCAGGAUAACCUGUGCUUGAGCAAUGCCAGCCAUCGGCACUUCGUCCUGCAGGUCUGCUACCUCUGCCUCUGCCAUGAAACUGGUUUAUUUGAGCUCAUGUCAUCUAAUAUACUGUCGAUUUUUGCCAUGCAGAUGGCUCUGAAGUGCGCAGACAUCUGUAACCCCUGCAGACCCUGGGAGCUGAGCAAACUAUGGAGUGAGAAAGUCACCGAGGAGUUCUUCCAGCAAGGUAAACCUCUUCUCUUAAGUGUAUCUAUCUCUGCUUUAAUCGAUUAGUUAUCAGUAGAUCGUAAAUUUAUGUUCAUUCAUUCAUUUAUUGCGCUACUUUUUCAGGAGAUAUUGAGAAGAAGCACAAACUUGAAGUCAGCCUACUUUGCGACAGAGACGCAAACACAGUUGGAAACAUUCAAAUAGGUUCCUGUUUGUUUUUCAAAUUUUCUUCCAUUCAGCUCUCACUUUAAAAUACCAGGCCUUGGCGCUGAUCUUCCUCUUCUACCUCUUCUUGCUCUCCAGGUUUCAUGACGUACGUGGCAGAGCCUCUGUUCGCAGAGUGGGCCCGUUUCUCCGACACGCGUCUGUCCCAGACCAUGCUGGGCCACAUGGGGCUGAACAAGGCCAGCUGGGGCGGCCUACAGCAGGAACAAACCUCCGUCUCUGAAGAGGCAGAGCCCAGCACAUCGGGCGUCAACACAGAAGACGCCCCCGCCGCCGCCGCCGUCGUUGUUGCCCAAAGAGACAGCAACGCAGCCACAACCACAGGAGGAACCAGCUCCAAAGAAAUACCUCAGGGAAGCAGAGAAUCCUGACUCUCCUCGUGUGCCCUUUCACCUCAGCCUCCUGACCCUUGACCCCGGCCUCAGGGCCUUGACACACACUGGGGGCCGGGUGGGGCGUGGGGCAGCCCGCAGCCAUGCCAUGCCCCAUCCGAUCCUAACUCCAUGUUUAUGUUUUGUUGCUUUUGCCUCCCAUCUUGAUAAACCACUGAUUUUAUUUAAUUUAUUUAAUUUUAAUUCCUCUUUUUUGGCAUAGAGCAAUACAUAGAUACCUCAUUUGGCUACUGCUGUAUUUUCUUUUAUUUGCUUUGUUUUAUUUAUUGUCCACUGUAGUUUUGGCAUUAGUGACUGAACACACCACUUUUUUUUGUUUUUUGUGAACCAUAAGGGGAAAACAGUAUGAGAACUGAAGAAGAACCUUUUUUUCUGGUCUUUUGAAGUGCCAUUUGAAAACAAAGAUUUGAAGAAUGAUCUGAACCGAAUUGACGGAGAUGACUGGAGUAUUUCAGACUGUAGACCCUCCUAAGACUAUAAACCGUGUUGCAUUUGUAUUGACGAUUCUUCCUCAUGUAAAAACAACAAAAAAAUGUGACAAGCCCAGUCCUUUUGCUGCCUCUAUGAAGACUGUUUACGCAUCUCCCUGUUUGUUUGUCCUUUCUGUCCCUUGAACUGAACUGAAUCCUGUCGGCUCCACGGUUUGCCUUCGAAGCACAGAUGUGAAGAACCACUUGUUUAAACUGUCAUCCCACUGUUGAAGCCAUGAGCAGACCCUUAUUCAAACACACCAGAUGCCAUAAGUAACUCCGCCUGUGCUACAAACGUGUUCUUGCACUCCUGAAUAAUGAUGGUGUUGGACGUGCAUCCUCUUCUCCACCACACCUUGUGAAGGUAUUGUAGAAAUUAGUCCUUUUUUCUUCCAGUGCUGGUCGAACUCGGGUUAGCUUCCCACCCAGACUGGAGAUCUGAAACUCGCUGCACAUGCAUCUAAACCUGGAACUCCACUCCACGCAACUCGACUCGCUCAGGGUUUUGCCAAGAGGGAGAGGAGGGGGAGGAGGUGACUGCAGGAGAUGCAAGGCUGUUGUUUUUUUUUUUCUGUUCCAGGCUAGGGUCUACUGAAGGAGACUCUCCCUCUCCGCAGAAUGUCUCCCUCAGCCACAUGCAACCUAAAGGACUGCUCGAUUGAUGCCUUAGAACUAUGCACAAACUAUGCUAAGUGACCAAACCAGCUCCUGUUCCCAUCAAGUGCAUGGUGUGCUUGUCUUUGAAUGCACUGUCCAAUCCCUUUGCCUUUUUUUUGUUGUGAGGAACAACUCCAGCUGUCCUUUUCUUUUCUCUCUCUCGCUCUCUUUUGUACGGAAACAAAAUGGUUGAGUGACUUUGAACAUUCCAUUUCUUUGUUUGGUUUGUCUACUUUGACUCUUUAUAGUGGCACAACUUUGUGUUUGUGUUUAAACAUUUUGAAAGAUAACAGGUGCUUUUCUUACUUUAGCUGAUUUGUAUUUUGCUGUAAGUGCUGUAAGACUGUUGAUAAAACUGUUUACAAUUUGUUGCGACAGCCAUUUUUGGGAUGACUAAGUGUCGAGCCAGAUUUUGUAAAGGCUUUGCUGUAUUGACCUUUUUGAUACAUGCCUGUUGCAGUUAAGAUUUGAAUAAUAAAACCUGUUGCUGACAGAC